Molecule: messenger RNA, 750 nt
Organism: Scomber japonicus (chub mackerel)
Lineage: Eukaryota; Metazoa; Chordata; Actinopteri; Scombriformes; Scombridae
Product: small integral membrane protein 30-like
Exons: 1
Coding region: 60-248 (62 amino acids)
Source: RefSeq, a predicted model, not a curated record
ACUGUGACGCAGGCGCUCCUGCUUCCCGAAAGUCAACAGCAACAGAAGAAGAGCUCAACAUGGCACCCAAACUUGAACUUCCACACGCUGCAGCGAUCAUCUGGCUCAUAUUGCUGUCCAUGAUCCCACCUGCGGAGGCUUAUGACGCGGGCGAUGCUUUAGCCAUGCUGUUGGGCACCAUCAUCACGGUGGUGGGUUUCUGCGCCUGUCUUGGCUGGUACGCACGGAGGCGGAACGGACAGCUGUGAGAGAGGAUCUCUGGGUUGUGCGCCUGUCCCAUCUUGUUACCAUCCACCGCAUUACUACCUACAUGUGCAAUCUUCUAUACGGACUUUUUGGCACAAAGCGUGUGUCGAAUCGGCUGAUAAGAAACGUGCCUUAUCGGAUUUAAUGCGUCAGGCACAAAGGGGACCACGUGGACUCUGGUUGAGAUGAGGAAGGGGAAAUCCAGGAAGUCCGAAAACAGGAACAGUUACUUGUUGCACUGCUGAGAUUAAGGACCAAAUCACUGUUUGUUUCUGUAUGGAAAGACUGCUUUAUUUCUGAAUAUCCUCCUAAGGAUGCUUGCAUCGUAUAUUGCGCAUUACUAUCUUCCGUGCUUGGAGUGAUCUCAGUGAUUUCCACACUGAUGUGUUUAUGUCUGCAAUGUGCAACACAGCAACGGCAUUAUCUCAAGCACAAUAUCACAAGUGUGGUUAAAUGAAAAGAGAAUCACUACUGUUUCAAUUUCUGCUAUUAAAACAUGUUACA